CGUACUGUACUUUUAUCCAUUUAGGUUUACCUCAAGGGACACGAAUAGGCCUACAUUAAUCUACUUCAUAGAUAUUUUAAUAAACCGGAAUAGACAUUUAGGAUAUGUUUGGGAGGCGUUCACGUUACAAGUGAGCUGUUCAUCAUUCUGAAAAUUAAAACAACAACAACAACAAAGUAACUUGCGCAAACAAAGUAACAAAAAGCGCAACUUGCAGCUCAGGUGAAAGUGAGAGAAUUUUCAGAUUUUCUCUUUUGAAGCUCGACGUGUCUGCUUGUGGAUUUAACCUCAGGAUAAAGUUUUAGAGACAAACCACUGCUUCACCAUGAACACCAUGGAGCCCAGCCUGAGUAUGGACUACAUGGACAAUGUCACCCUCAAUGUGACUCCCAGUGACACAAACAUGACGGGUAUCACCCAGAUCAUGAUCCCUCAGGAACUGUUCCUGAUGCUGGGAUUGAUAAGCCUGGUAGAGAACAUUCUGGUUGUUGCAGCCAUCAUCAAGAACAGAAACCUGCAUUCUCCGAUGUACUAUUUCAUCUGCUGCCUCGCCGUGUCCGACAUGCUGGUCAGCGUGAGCAACGUGGUGGAGACGAUGUUCAUGCUACUCACGGACCACGGCCUUCUGAGUGUGACGGCAAGGAUGCUGCGUCACCUGGACAACGUCAUCGACAUCAUGAUCUGCAGCUCUGUGGUGUCCUCGUUGUCCUUCCUGUGCACCAUCGCAGCCGAUCGCUACAUCACCAUCUUCUACGCCUUGCGCUACCACAGCAUAAUGACCACACAGCGUGCCAUCACCAUCAUUGCGAUGGUUUGGUUGACCAGCAUCACCUCCAGCUCGCUGUUUAUCAUCUACCACACUGACAACGCAGUCAUCGCCUGUCUCGUGACCUUCUUCGGCAUCACGCUGGUUUUCACAGCGGUGCUCUAUCUGCACAUGUUCAUCCUGGCGCACGUGCACUCCAAACGCAUCAUGGCGCUCGAUAAAAACCGGCGCCAGGCCACCAGCAUGAAAGGCGCCAUCACGCUGACCAUCCUGUUAGGGGUUUUCAUCAUUUGCUGGGGUCCAUUCUUCCUGCAUCUGAUCCUAAUCCUGACGUGUCCAACAAACCCUUAUUGCAAGUGCUACUUCAGCCAUUUCAACCUCUUCUUAAUCCUCAUUAUAUGCAACUCUCUCAUAGACCCUUUGAUUUACGCGUAUCGGAGUCAAGAACUGCGAAAGACGCUUAAGGAAAUAGUUUUGUGCUCUUGGUGCUUUGUUAUUUAUGGUGCUGAUGCUGCCGCCUCGCCCCGGUUGCAGCCGGUCGGUUUCUCCGCAGCCUCUGAUUGGCCAGCGCCUGCCUGGCUCAGUGACGUCACCGGACAUGUGUUAAAUCAGCAUCGUCUGGGCUUUAAAAGGCCGGUCCGAGCUGUGCGAGUUUUCCGCCGGCAACUUGCAGGAGGAGACAGAGAACAGCACACAGAUACACACACACACAUACACAUACACACACUCACACACACACACACACACACCCUGAGGAUGAGAGAGAUUGUCCACAUCCAAGCCGGCCAGUGCGGCAACCAGAUUGGAGCCAAGUUCUGGGAGGUGAUCAGUGAUGAACAUGGCAUCGACCCCACUGGAAACUACGUGGGUGACUCAGACCUCCAGCUGGAGAGGAUCAGCGUUUACUACAAUGAAGCUUCCUCCUCCAAAUAUGUUCCCAGAGCCAUCCUGGUGGAUCUGGAGCCAGGCACCAUGGAUAGUGUACGAUCUGGAGCCUUUGGCCAUCUCUUCAGACCUGAUAACUUCAUUUUUGGUCAGAGUGGAGCAGGCAACAACUGGGCUAAAGGCCACUACACAGAAGGAGCAGAGCUAGUGGACUCUGUCCUGGACGUGGUGCGGAAGGAAUGCGAGAACUGCGACUGCCUCCAAGGUUUCCAGCUCACCCACUCACUCGGAGGGGGCACGGGCUCGGGCAUGGGCACGCUGCUGAUCAGCAAAGUGAGAGAAGAAUAUCCUGACCGCAUCAUGAACACCUUCAGCGUGGUCCCUUCCCCUAAAGUGUCCGACACAGUGGUGGAGCCCUACAACGCCACGCUUUCCAUCCACCAGCUGGUUGAGAACACAGAUGAGACGUACUGCAUUGACAACGAAGCCCUGUACGACAUUUGCUUCCGCACACUCAAGCUGGCAACGCCCACUUACGGCGACCUCAACCACCUGGUCUCGGCUACCAUGAGUGGAGUCACGACCUCGCUGCGCUUCCCAGGCCAGCUGAACGCUGACCUGCGCAAGCUGGCUGUCAACAUGGUACCCUUCCCUCGCCUGCACUUCUUCAUGCCCGGAUUCGCUCCUUUGACAGCACGUGGAAGCCAACAGUACCGCGCUCUUACUGUCCCUGAGCUCACACAGCAGAUGUUUGACGCCAAAAACAUGAUGGCUGCGUGCGAUCCACGUCACGGCCGCUAUCUCACUGUGGCCACCGUCUUCCGAGGACGCAUGUCCAUGAAGGAAGUGGAUGAGCAGAUGCUGGCCAUCCAAAGCAAGAACAGCAGCUAUUUUGUCGAAUGGAUCCCCAACAACGUGAAGGUUGCUGUGUGCGACAUUCCACCCCGGGGGCUCAAGAUGUCCUCCACGUUCAUCGGCAACAGCACGGCCAUCCAGGAGCUCUUCAAGCGCAUCUCCGAGCAGUUCACAGCCAUGUUCAGACGUAAGGCUUUCUUGCACUGGUACACUGGCGAAGGCAUGGAUGAGAUGGAGUUCACCGAGGCUGAAAGCAACAUGAACGACCUGGUGUCUGAGUACCAGCAGUACCAGGACGCCACGGCUGAGGAAGAGGGAGAGAUGUAUGAGGAUGACGAGGAGGAGUCAGAGGCCCAGAUUCAAAAGUAAACACUCACAAAGUAGCCAUUAUAACAUGUACAACAACCCUUCUGUAAUACCGACCUCUUAUCACUCUUCCGGCUAAAAUAUCUUAAACUUCUCUUACAGGUAGAAUAAACUUCAUGUUAACCAUUUGUGCCAAGUUACAGCAGAAAUUCACUUUACUGUACCAUAACAGCUUCUUGAUGGUACUGUAUUUGCUGUAUUUGUAGUGUUGUUCACUGACCAAUCCUAAAUAAACCAGUGUUUCAAGUGGA
Messenger RNA from Ictalurus punctatus (channel catfish), 3123 nucleotides. It is a transcript of the gene mc1r, whose product is annotated as melanocortin 1 receptor. The record is from RefSeq and is a predicted model, not a curated record. Gene Ontology annotation, cellular component: cytoplasm; membrane; microtubule. The transcript has 6 exons. Gene Ontology annotation, biological process: mitotic cell cycle; G protein-coupled receptor signaling pathway; microtubule cytoskeleton organization. Lineage: Eukaryota; Metazoa; Chordata; Actinopteri; Siluriformes; Ictaluridae. Gene Ontology annotation, molecular function: GTP binding; structural constituent of cytoskeleton; G protein-coupled receptor activity. Bases 326 to 2875 code for a protein of 849 amino acids.